Molecule: messenger RNA, 5247 nt
Organism: Durio zibethinus
Lineage: Eukaryota; Viridiplantae; Streptophyta; Magnoliopsida; Malvales; Malvaceae
Source: RefSeq, a predicted model, not a curated record
CCUUCUCGACCUUGGCCCUUUUAAUUUACUAAUAAACGAAGUGGCAAUGAUGAUUGAGGAUUUAUCAAUUUUUUUAUACCACGAUUCCGCGUUGCUUCUCUUUCUUUCUCUUUAUUGUAGAAUUUUCAGCAAAGUCCAAUUGCACCUCACCACACGGAAUCCAAUACAUUGCAAAAGCAAGAUAAAGUUUUAGGAGUGUUCAUCGACUUUUUAUUAACUUUUUUUUUUUCACAGAGUUUACCUUCUUGUUCUCUGUUAUGGCUUCCUCUUCCUCCUCUGCCUCUGCUUCCUUCCGCCAACCAAAGCAUGAAGUUUUUCUGAGUUUUAGAGGUGAAGACACACGCAAUAACUUCCUCUAUCACCUAUAUGAAGCUUUGCGAAGAAAAGGGAUUGGAGCUUAUGCUGAUUUCAAAGAACUUCCAAGGGGAGAUGAAAUUUCUCUCGCACUGUUGAAAGCGAUCGAAGAAUCAAUGAUUUCAGCAAUCGUUUUUUCUCAAAACUAUGCUAAUUCAUCAUGGUGCUUGGAAGAACUGUCCAAGAUAAUGGAAUGCAGGCAUUCCCGGGGACAGCUUGUGGUACCCAUUUUCUACCAUGUUAACCCAUCCGAUAUACGGAAACAAACUGGGAGUUUUGGAAAAGCUUUUGUUGAACAUGAAAAAAACAGGAUACACAAGGUUCAGGGGUGGAUACAUGCUUUGACUGAAGCUGCCAACUUAAGUGGUUGGUCUUUGGCAGGAGAUAAGCCUGAGCUCAUAGUCAUCGAGGAUAUUGUUCAAGAUAUUGUAAACAAGUUGAAUCGGUUGUCUAAAAGUGAUCACAAAGGCCUCAUUGGAAUAGGCCCUCAUAUGGAGCAAAUUAAAUCGAUAUUGUGCAUUGGUGGGGAAGAUGUUCGCAUUAUUGGAAUAUGGGGAAUGGCUGGUAUAGGCAAAACAACUCUCGCUCAAGCUGUAUAUGAUGAUGUCUCUGGUCAAUUUGAAAGUUGUUACUUCUUGGCAAAUGUUAGAGAGGAGUCAGACAAACAUGGUGCAAUCACUUUACGUGAUAAACUUCUUUCCAAAUUAUUAAACGAGGAAAACCUCCAUAUCGGUACUCCUAGAAUAGGAUCCGCAUUCAUUAAGGAUAGACUCUACCGUAAGAGAGUUCUUAUUGUUCUUGAUGAUGUCAAUGAUUUGGACCAAUUAGAAAUAUUGGAGAUUAGCCAUGACCACUUUGGUUUUGGUAGUAGAAUCAUUGUAACAUCCAGAGACAAACAAGUCCUUACAAAUGGGUCAGUUGAUGGAAUAUAUGAGGUUAAGGAAUUAAGUUACAAUGACUCUCUUCAGCUUUUUUCUCUGUUUGCCUUCAAGCAAAAUCACCUUGUUGAUGAUUUUAAGGAUCUAUCAAAUAAUGUUUUGGAAUAUGCUAAAGGCGUUCCAAUAGCUCUUAAAGUCUUAGGUUCUACACUUUAUCAGAAGAGCAUAGCAUAUUGGGAAAGUGCAUUGAAUAGACUAAAGCAAUAUCCCAAUCCAAAAAUUCAAAACAUGCUGAAGAUUAGCUUUGAUGGGCUGGAUGAAGUCGAGAAGAAUAUAUUUCUUGAUAUUGCAUGCUUCUUUAAAUGGUAUGAUAAAGAUAACAUAACAAAAAUACUGGACGGUUGUUAUGGUUGCACUGCUCAUUGUGGAAUUACCAACCUUAUUGAUAAAUGCCUCCUAAAUGUUACAAAAGAGAACAAGCUUGGCAUGCAUGAUUUGCUACAAGAAAUGGGUAAGAAUGUUGUCCGUUUAGAAUCCCAAAGGCCUGAAGAACGUAGUAGACUAUGGACUCCAAGUGACGUUUGUCGAGUGUUAAAGCAUGGCACAGGGACUAAAUCAACCGAGGGAAUAUUGCUAGACCUGUCUCAAUUUGAUGAAAUACAGUUACAUCCAUGUGCUUUUGCAAAGAUGCAUAAUCUUAGAGUUGUCAAAUUCUAUGAUCCUACAUUUUCUGGGAAGGGAGGUAAAUUGGUUCCUUUGCAUCAAGGCCUAAAAUCUUUUCCUAAUGAGUUAAGGUAUUUUCAUUGGGAGUAUUGCAUGCUGAAAUCUUUACCCUCAAAUUUUAGUCCAGGGAAUCUUGUUGAAUUAAUAUUAUCCAACAGCAAUGUUGAACAACUUUGGAAUGGAGACCAGAAUCUUGUGAAUUUAAGGGUGCUUGAUCUUUGCUAUUGCGAGAAUUUAACCAGGAUUCCAAAUUUGUCAGCAGCCAUAAAUAUUGAAAUACUGUUAAUUGAUGGAUGCAAAAGCUUGGUUGAACUACCGUCCAUGAUUCAUUUGAAAUCUCUUUACCAUGAGCAAUAUGUUAAAAGUUGUAAAAAUUUGAAGAAGUUUCCUGAGCUUCCACAGCAUGUAGAUUGGUUGACUUUACAAGACAGUGCAAUAGAAGAGAUUCCUGAGUCAAUCGGGUAUCUGGACCAGCUUACGCUAUUAACUUUGAGUAACUCAAGGGUUAAAACUGUUUCAAAAAAUAUUUGUAAGUUGGAAUCUCUUGAAAGUUUCUAUCUUGUAAAUUGCCCGAUGGUCCUAUUCCCAGAAGUUCCCAGGAACUUAAAAAGAUUAUACUUGCAUGGGAAUCAAAUAGAAGAAGUACCUUCAUCUAUUGGAUGUCUCAAUCAGCUUGUUCAUUUGGAUAUGAGAAGCAGCCAGAUUCAUAAUCUUCCAAGCACUAUUAUUCAGCUGGAUGCCCUUAAAGAAAUUUUCCUCUCUGAUUGCCCAAACAUCACAACUUUUCCAAAUGUUCCGGAGAACAUCAAACUCUUAUUUUUGGAUAACACUCCAAUAGAAGAGGUGCCUUCAUCAAUCUCAAGGCUUAAAAGCCUUUCCUGUUUGAGUGUGGCAGGCUGCACAAGGCUUAAGAGCCUUCCAACCAGCAUUUGUAAGUUAAAAUCUCUUGAAAGACUUUAUCUCAAUGGGUGUUCAAACUUAGAGUGUUUCCCAGAAAUCUUAGAGACUAUGGAAUGUUUAAUUCAUCUUGAUUUGAGUGAAACAGCCACAAAAGUGUUACUUUCCUCAAAUAUAUUUGGGUUGGGCGGUAGUAGAAACCUAAGCGUCCCUAGCAGCUUUUGCAAUUUGGUCUUUUUGCAAGAAUUGCAUCUAUGUGGAACAGAUAUAGUGGAAAUUCCUAAGAGUAUCAAACAACUUUCUAAUUUAAUUUGUCUAUAUUUAAUAUCAUGCAAGAGCCUUAAAUCUUUGCCAGAACUGCCUCCAUGUUUACGAUUUGUAGAUGCAGAAGACUGCACAUCUUUAGAGAGAGUUUCAAACUCGGAACAAUUUCAAUAUAUGAAAGCUCAGAGAUGUUUGUUAGAGUAUGAUUAUCCUCUAGUUUGCAAUUGCUAUGUGUUCAAUAAUUGCUUUAACCUGGAUCGGGAUGCAAUCAACAACAUUAUGGCAAAUGCUCAGCUCAGAAUUCAAUGCAUGGCAGAGGAAUUUGCAAUGGAAUCUUACCAAGGUGCUGAUCAUGUUUAUGAUAAAAGUGUCCUUUCUUGUUUACCUGGAAGUGAAAUUUCAGAGACAUUCAAGAAUCGGAGUACAAAUUCUUCAAUAUCUGUCGAGUUGAGUCAAGCUUGUUCUAAUAAAAGAUUCUUGGGCUUUGUUCUAUGCAUUGUGGUUGAUUUUGAGCACCAUCAUGAAUGCAGAACUUUCACAGUCGAAUGCAAAUACCGAUUAAAAACCAAGUGCGGUGAUCAUCACAAUUUUGCAUAUAGCUGGAAUUGGCCAAGCCAUUUAGUUCAACACAUAUGCUUUGAGUCCAAGCAUGUGAUCCUUUUGUUUGAUGGUUUUGAAAGUAGAAUCAUUGAAACAUCUAGAAACAAGCAUUUUGAUGAGGCCUCAUUUGAAUUCCACGUUGAAGCUACUGACUUUGAAUGGAACAAGGAGCAUAUCAAAGUGCAAAAAUGCGGUGUCAAUGUAUUCUAUGUGGAUGCUGUGAGAUCUAACGACAAAGGGGUUGAAUCCCGCAGAAAUUAUAGGUCUGAUGGUGAAGAGGCAGUGGACCCAACCAUUGAGACAUUGGAAUCAAGCUGCCAUGUUAAUUUGUCAUUCGGCCAAGAUGAAGAGAACAGAUGUGAUGCUUCCAUGAUGGAACCCACCUCUACAAUUGGUCCAAAUCAGCUUUCCUUAAAACGCAAUGUAAACAAUAGAGAUUUUGAAAGAUCAAUGAUGGAAGAAGAUGCUAGUGAUGAGGAAGGCCAUGAUGAUCCUACGUCUACAAUGAGACCUAGGAACAAAAGAAGUUUUAGCUCUAAUGAGGAUGAAGAACCAAAGCCUGAAAGACUGAAAUACUUUCAUUUCUUUUGAGGAGGUGCAAGUUCUCAAACGUAUCUUGCUUUCUGAUCUUAUUUAAAGUCCAGGCAAUUUAGUUCCAAAGUAUUGGUAAGUCACCCUUAAAUUCACUUUGUCAUCACUUAUAAAUGUUGGUAAUUUGUCAACGAGAUACAAAUGUGUAAUUAUUCCCAGUUUCUCAUCGGUCAGUGGUCACAUAUCUCUGAUCUACUAAGUAUAUCUGAAGCUCAAAUGCCAUAAAUUUUCUUUUCAAAUUCACACUUCCACUGAAUUUUGAUGGAAAAAUUACUACUAACUAGGAUGAGAUCUUAGUUUCUUCGCAAUUGCUUACCAUAUAGGAGUUGGCAUGCCAAUUGUUUGAUAAAACGAAACAUUCUAGUUCUUUGUUUAUGUAAGUGGUAAAAGUGGAGGGAUUUAUUCAUACCAAAAGUAAGAAAGGAAUAUCUUUCAAGAACUUAUGAUUGGUGAUAGUUUCUUAAGGCUUUCCUUCUCCCCUUCCCUCAUGUUUUGUUUGUUUUGUUUCAAAGAUAAAAUUUUGGCAAAAGAAAAUUCUCGCUAUUGAUUAAUUUAGGGCAAAAGCAAAUGAGAUUUUGAUGGCAUUAGCAAUGAAAGUUUGCUUGAGGUUCAUAAAAAUCCAUAAAAGAACUUGGAUACCGAAAUUUUUUAAUUUGUUAUGUUUUAGUCUCUUCUCUUGGGAAACAAAAAAAAAAUCGAAAAAACAAAAGAACAAGAAAUGCUUUCAGCUUAGAAUCUUACGCAUUCCUUUAUCCUUCAGUUUCACAUUUUGUUUCUGCUUACUCUUUCCUCAUUUUGUUUUCUCCUUUCUCUUUCUUGACUCAAUGUUGUGUUUUCUCCUCUGAUGGAGAGAUAACUUUGUUUUUCUUUUUUGAAAUUUGCCUACACUUUUCAACUUUUUUUUAAUCAUUUUGGCUUUUAAAGUUAAGGUAAAUAGUAU